GGUGCACAUUAUGCCACUGUACAAUGUAACACCCACUUUUCACUAUUUAUGUUAUGAAUCCCAUGUAAUAAAGGGUGAGCCUAUUGCCAUAUACCGGGCACAAUUCCAGACUCCGUGCUACUACUGAGAAUUUUAAAAAAAACCUAGUAAUGCUUUGCUCGAACCGGGAAUCGAACCCGAGACCCCUUGCCCGGCAGUCACACUUGCGACCACUCGGCCAACGAGGCAGUCAAUAACGUCAAUAAAUGUUUCUUCACAAACUAGCACAAAAAUACGUAAAGAUUCGCCAACCCUGGUAAAUACGUUUUAGACAGUCGGCCAUCAAUACAGAUAAGAUAGGCGCAGUACAAAAGAGCUCUCAAUUUAUCAAUACAUCUCAAUGUCUGAUAGACGCUGGAAGAAAAAUGAAUUUCGAUAGUAUUGUCUUCAUUGUAACCCUUUUUGUUAUCCUUCCGAAUGAAGCCAAGGUUCUGAAAAAAACAUCAAAUACAUGCGAAGACAUUUUAGGCGAUGAUUUGAUUGAAGAGAUAUGGUCUUACAAAAAUGUUAAGGAUGAUAUACUGAAAUAUGUUUUGGACGGUGAUUUUAAAGGCAAAACUUAUGAUGAAUUGGCGAAAUUUGUUGAUAAGUUUGGAGCUCGACCUUCAGGAACUGAUGUUCUUGAAAAAUCUAUUGAUUACAUGAUCGAUUUGACAAAGAAAGAAGGCUUAAAUGAUGUCAUCACCGAAGAAGUUAAGGUACCUCUUUGGGAAAGAGGUGAAGAGAAAAUAACUAUGCUUGAACCAAGAGAAAAGGACAUUGCUCUAUUAGGUCUCGGUAAAAGUGCCACUACACCACUAGAAGGGCUCACGGGUGAAGUUGUCGUAGUACGUAACUUUGAGGAGUUAGAAAGUAUCUCUGAAGACAAAAUCAAAGGUAAAAUUGUGCUAUAUGUUCCUGUCUUUACGGCUUACGGAGAAACUGUAACAUAUAGGUCUCAAGGAGCAUCUAAGGCAUCAGCAAAAGGAGCUAUUGCAAGUUUGGUGAGGUCGAUCACUCCCUACUCAUUGUAUACUCCUCACACUGGUUCUCAAACUUACGCAGAUGGUGUGAUUCCCAUACCAACAGCAGCAAUCACCUUAGAAGACGCUGAUUUAAUUACGAGAAUGUAUGACAAAGGUGAAAAAGUUGUUCUAAAUAUAAAAAUGAGUUCAAAACUAGACGAAAAUAAGACUUCAAGAAAUACGCUAAUUGAUUGGAAAGGAUCACAAUACCCUGAAAAGUUAGUAAUCGUGUCAGGGCAUAUUGAUAGUUGGGAUGUAGGUCAAGGAGCUAUGGAUGACGGUGGUGGUAUGUUCGUCAGUUGGGCUGCACCCGUGAUUUUAAAGAGACUGAACUUGACACCAAAACGAACAGUAAGAGCUAUUUUUUGGACAGCAGAAGAACUAGGUCUGAUAGGCGCCUACGCUUAUGAGAAAGCACAUAGAAAUGAAAGUGACAACAUUAAUUUUAUAAUGGAGUCUGAUGAAGGAACGUUUGCUCCUCUUGGUUUAGCUGUAGGUGGCACUCAAAAAACUCGAUGCAUCAUUGCCGAAAUUUUGAAAUUAUUCAAAUCAAUAAAUGCUUCAACUCUUGUAGAAGAAAACAGUCCUGGCUCUGAUAUUGCAAUAUUUACUGGUAAUGGUAUACCGGGAGCUAGUCUUCAUAAUGACAAUGGAAAAUAUUUUUGGUUCCAUCAUACUGAAGCUGACACUAUGAACGUUGAGAACCCAGACGAACUUGAUCUUGGAGCGGCUUUCUGGACAGCAGUAGCUUAUAUCAUCGCAGACCUUUCUAUUGAUAUUCCUCGAUAAAUCAUUUGGGAAGUACGUUGAAGAUCUAU
Molecule: messenger RNA, 1861 nt
Organism: Spodoptera littoralis (African cotton leafworm)
Lineage: Eukaryota; Metazoa; Arthropoda; Insecta; Lepidoptera; Noctuidae
Source: the annotation of a GenBank genome assembly